AUGGGGCGUAAGAGCCUCAAAACACUUGAUGAAGCGCUGGGCAAAGCGCACGAGUUCAUCAAAGCAGACGAGACUGACAGAGCAAUGCUGGGUAGGAAAGCACCUGGUGACUCAGCUAAGCGGGCAGAGGUCACCCGGGCAAAGAACACACCCAGGGUGGACCAGCCGAGCAGGGCUGAGCAAAACCGCACAGAAGUGGACAGAGCAGUGGGACUAAGGAAGUCAGACCCAAAGAAAGGGCCAAGGCUUGAGAGGUUUGACCAAUAUACCCCAUUAACCCAUUCCAGGUCUCAUAUAUUCAGCGUGAACAACGCUGAUGACAAGUGGCAGAGACCCCCAAGGAUGGUUAACAGAAAUCGUGAUACCAGCAAGUGGUGUGACUUCCAUAGAGACCAUGGUCACACCAUUGAAGAAUGCACGCAUUUGAAAGACAACAUAGAAGACUUGGUCAGGAGAGGGUACUUGAAUCAGUUUAAGCAGCGCGAUGACCCUCCUAGAAGGAGGGAUGAAGAUAGAGCAGGCCGCCCUGACCGCAGAGGAGGUCAGAGGGGCCCAGCCGGAGACAGGGACGUAGAUGGCAAGCUAGAAGGCAGGGUGUACGUGAUCAGCGGGGGCCCAGUACAUGGGGGGACAGUCAACAGAGCGCGAGCUGACCUACGGGCGAUGAUUCAUCAAAAAAAUGACAAUGAUAAGCGUAGAUGGCCACCUCUUCCCCCGCAGCCACAGGUCACGUUUGACGAGUAUGACCAGAAUGGCAUAAUUUACCCCCAUGAUGACCCGCUGGUGCUGACAAUGAGAAUCGCAAACUGCGAGGUGGAAAGAAUACUAAUAGACGGAGGCAGUUCAGCCAACAUCAUAUACAUCAGUGCGUUCAACGAGCUGAAGUUUGACAGAAAAGACCUGAAGAGGGUGAGCUACGAAGUCACCGGGUUUAAUGGAUCACGGCUUACCCCAGAGGGUAUAAUCAAACUCUUAGUCCGAGUAGGGGAAAGAUCAAGAAGGCGUGAUUUCCGGGCAGAGUUCCUCGUGAUAAACUCCCCUUCACCCUACAAUGUGAUCAUGGGAAGACCUCUCAUCCACAAGAUAGGCGGGGUGGUAUCCACCUAUCACCUUGCCAUGGCUUACACAAUUAAUGAGGAACGGUCAGCAAAGCUCAGGGGAAGUCAAAAGACAGCCCAACAAUGUUACAUAACCGCCCUAAAGCAGCCCGCAAGAACCAGACAGCAACCUGGUUCAGAGAGAAGGCCCACUGAACAACCUGAGAGGAAGUCGAGGAAAAGGAAGCGUGAAGAAUAUCACAGGGAAAAGGAUAAACAAAAGCUAGCAAUGGAAAACUUUAAGCGCACAAAAGAGGAAAUGGCCAAGCCACUUCCCAGUGGGGAGCACGUCACAGUCGAGCUCACAGAAGGUGACCCCUCAAGGACGAUGAAAAUCGGGAAAGACAUUGAUCCAGAAGUAGGGGUACACCUCACAGAGCUACUGAGGAAGAACAAAGACGUUUUCGCAUUUUCGGCAGAUGAGAUGCCCGGAAUUGACCCAGCAGUCAUGGUACACAGGCUGAAUGUAAAGGAGGAUAUUAAGCCGGUCAGGCAGAAAAAACGAAGCUUCUCCAUGGAGAAAAACCAAGCAAUCCAGGAGGAGGUGGAGAAGCUCCUGGAAGCAGGAUUCAUUGAACCUUAUGACUACCCAGAGUGGUUAGCCAACGUGGUCAUGGUAAAGAAAGCAAAUGGCCAGUGGAGAAUGUGUGUUGAUUUCACAGAUCUUAAUAAGGCCUGCCCAAAGGACUAUUACCCGCUGCCGCGGAUAUAUCAGUUGGUAGACUCAACCAGCGGACACGCCCUACUAAGCUACAUGGACGCCUAUUUAGGGUACCAUCAGAUCAACCUGCAUGAGCCAGACAGACAGAAAACCUCAUUCAUCACUGAAGGGGGAGUGUAUAAUUACAUAGCUAUGCCCUUCGGGCUGAAGAAUGCUGGGGCAACUUUUCAGAAGGCAAUGGAUAGAGUAUUCCUCCACCAGAAGGGUAGGAAUGUUGAAGUAUACGUUGACGACUCAAUUGUUAAGAGCGUCACGCAGGCUGGACAUAUAAUGGAUCUGGAGGAAACAUUUGCCACCCUGAACAAAUAUAAAAUCAAACUCAACCCGAAGAAAUGUGUCUUUGGGGUGAGCUCGGGAAAGUUCUUGGGUUAUCUGAUCAGCGAGAGAGGGAUAGAUGCCAAUCUAAAAAAGGUCGAAGCAGUCCUUAGCCUACCUGAGCCUAAGUGGAUCAAGGAUAUCAUGCGGUUGACAGGCAGAAUGGCCGCGCUGACCAGGUUCUUCAGCAAGUCAACGGAUAAGGCCUUGCCAUUCUAUCAGUUGUUGAAGGGGAACAAAGAAUUUAAGUGGGGGGCUAAAGAGAAAGAAGCCUUUGAGGGUAUUAAGGAGCAUCUGACUAAGCUCUCAACAAUGAUCAGCCCGGAGCUGAGGGAAAAGCUACAACUGUACAUCUCUGCAUCAAUACAGACAAUCGCAGCCGUUUUGCUGGUAGAAAUACAAAAGCAGCAAAGGCUAAUAUACUUCGUGAGCCACGUGCUGACCGAGGCAGAGCAAAGGUACCCAUUGGUAGAGAAGCUAGCCUUCGCAGUGGUCACAGCAGCAAGGAAGCUAAAGCCAUAUUUUGACGCGCAUGUAAUAGAAGUUCUCACAAACCACCCGCUGGAGAAAGCAUUACAAAAAAUGGAUGCAUCGGGCAGACUCUUAAAAUGGGCAAUUGGACUUUCUGAGUACGAAUUAGAGGUCAAGUCUAGAGCAGCCAUCAAGGCACAAGCUUUAGCAGACUUCAUAGUGGAAGCUUCCUACGAGGAAAAAGAAGAUGAUGUUGGGGUCUGGAAGGUGGAAGUGGAUGGGUCCUCGGCCCAAACGGCGAGUGGAGCAGGAGUCAUAAUCACAUCUCCAGAAGGAAACGUAUUCGAGUAUGCCAUAAAGAUUAAGUUCAAAGCAUCGAAUAACGAAGCUGAGUACGAAGCGGCGCUGGCAGGCCUGCGUAUGAGCCUUGCAGCCAGAGCCCGCAAAGUACACCUGCAAACUGAUUCUCAGCUCAUUGGCAGCCAAUUGCAGGGGGCGUAUGAGAUAAGGGAAGCCACCAUGCUGAAGUACAUAACCAAGGUAAAGGAAUUGGGUGCCCAGCUAGUCCACUUCCAAAUAGAUUUGGUCCCCAGAGCAGGAAACUCUCAGGCCGACGCCUUGUCCAAGUUAGCAAGCUCCACUUUACAAAGCCUAACAAGGACAGUGAUGGUCGAAGUAUUAGAAGAAAGCAGCAUUGCCGAAAAAGAGCAGGUAAACUGCAGUGAAAGGUGA
Messenger RNA from Chenopodium quinoa (quinoa), 3336 nucleotides. RefSeq lists its product as uncharacterized. The coding region runs from base 1 to 3336 and encodes 1111 amino acids. Gene Ontology annotation, molecular function: nucleic acid binding; RNA-DNA hybrid ribonuclease activity. Lineage: Eukaryota; Viridiplantae; Streptophyta; Magnoliopsida; Caryophyllales; Amaranthaceae. The record is from RefSeq and is a predicted model, not a curated record. The transcript has a single exon.